Molecule: messenger RNA, 1236 nt
Organism: Solanum pennellii
Lineage: Eukaryota; Viridiplantae; Streptophyta; Magnoliopsida; Solanales; Solanaceae
Product: cell differentiation protein rcd1-like
Exons: 9
Coding region: 18-971 (317 amino acids)
Biological process (GO): mRNA catabolic process; negative regulation of translation
Cellular component (GO): CCR4-NOT complex; CCR4-NOT core complex; P-body
Source: RefSeq, a predicted model, not a curated record
UCCCCUUAAAAAUUUUCAUGGAGAACCUGCCAGAGUCACUGUUCCCGGAAUCUACAUUGAUAUCAUCGCCAUCGCUGUGCAACAUUUCUUCUUCUCAUGUGGAUAUGCAACAAAAUUCUCAUGACUUAGAUGGGCUCACUCCAAAUCAAUUGGUGGUGUUACUCCUUGAUAGUAAUCUUCGUGGAGAUGUCAUGUAUCAACUCAUCAAGAUGCGAGAUACAUGCGAAUAUCUAGCUCCAUUGCUGUGGAACACCUUCAAUGCAGUUUACAUGCUUUUGCUGGAAGUCAUAUCAGUGUAUUGGAAGUUGUCACCCCCAACGCUAUCUAUGAAGGAGUCAACUCGAGUGUGUAAUGCUCUUGCUUUGUUUCAGGUUAUGGCCAAAAAUCCAGAAACAAGAAAGGAGCUUAUAGAAGCUAAAAUUCCAUGCUAUUUCUACCCAUUUCUCAAGCCUAGUGGAGACGACAAACCUUUGGAGUAUUUGAGGCUCACCAGCUUGGGUGUUCUCGGUGCCCUAGCAAAGUUUGAUGAUCCAUAUGGACCAAAGGUCCUUCACUUUUUCCUGGAAACGAAAGUGGUUCCGUCAUGCCUGGAGUGCAUGGAUCUAUGCGAUGAACUGUCGGGGAAGGUUGCAACUCUCAUAGUUAUGAAAAUUCUGAUGCAAGAGAAGGGAAUGUCCUAUUGUUGUGCUACGCCUGAACGCUUCUUCUCGAUAGUACAGGUCUUGUACCGAGUGGUAGAGAAACUUACUGAAAAACCUUGUUUGUUACAUCUAAUGUAUGUGAUACAAUGUCUUCUUAGUCUUUCAGAAAUACAAAAGGUCAUCGGGCCAUCUGAGGCAUUCAUAAGGCAAGUUCAUCCUAAGCUAUUUGACAACACCUUUAAGGACAUUCUUCGUGAUGACCACGAAACGGCAUGGAUGUUGCAGGUGCUACAUUUCAAUGUUUAUGGACGUCUAUCUCCCCCUGAAUGAAGACAGUAUCAACUAUCAAGAAUAUUGCAAUGCAGAACACAACAAUUUCAAAGAUUAAGGGAAAGAAGUGAACUUGUUUUGUUGGAAAAAACAAUAAACAAUGACCUGAUUAUCUUUUAAGUUAACUUUUCAACUGUUGAAACUGAUACUUUUGCUCUGUUGUCUGCUGAAUUGUGGCUUUGUUCAGCUGGAAUGAACUUAUCUGUCCUUGCUGUUCUCUUUACUGUACCAUUUGGUGUUUGAGUGAAUUGGCUUUUUUUUUUAA